AUGAAGCCAAUCCAUUCAACAGCAACUUCCAAGAGGACGUUUAUGGUGGCAAUUAUGAUCGCUUGCUUGAGAUCAAAGACAAGUACGAUCCCACGGCCAGCCUCUAUGUUCGGUCGGGAGUCGGAAGUCACAAGUGGGACUACAAUUUGA
Colletotrichum abscissum is the source of this 150-nucleotide messenger RNA. RefSeq lists its product as uncharacterized. The coding region runs from base 1 to 150 and encodes 49 amino acids. The record is from RefSeq and is a predicted model, not a curated record. The transcript has a single exon. Lineage: Eukaryota; Fungi; Ascomycota; Sordariomycetes; Glomerellales; Glomerellaceae.